Salvia miltiorrhiza (redroot sage) is the source of this 1762-nucleotide messenger RNA. RefSeq lists its product as uncharacterized. The record is from RefSeq and is a predicted model, not a curated record. Bases 524 to 853 code for a protein of 109 amino acids. Gene Ontology annotation, biological process: regulation of DNA-templated transcription. Gene Ontology annotation, cellular component: nucleus. Lineage: Eukaryota; Viridiplantae; Streptophyta; Magnoliopsida; Lamiales; Lamiaceae. The transcript is spliced from 8 exons. Gene Ontology annotation, molecular function: DNA-binding transcription factor activity.
UUCACUACAAAAAAACGCUAGAUUUAGCUACGGAAUUAGCUAAGGAAAUUAUUCUGUAGCUAUUCUGUGACGGAAUUACAACGGAUUAGCUACGGAAAUAAUUUGUUGAAUUUAGCAACGGAUUUAACGACGGAUUUCCGUAGCAAUACUUUCGCUACGGAUAUAUUCCGUCAUUAAAGUCAAAAAAAUUACUAAUUUUUGUUAAAAAAAUUUAGCUACGGAAUAACUGUAGUUAAAUCCGUAGCUAAACUAAAAUUUAAUUCGUAGCUACGGACUCUAUCCGUAGCGGGAUAUUGUGACUUAUUAGCUACGGAAUGUCCGUAGCAAAAUCCGUAGCUAAGACCAAAUUUCAAAUCUAAAGGUGCAGCCGCGGUCUUUCUUCUUCUCAUUUUCCCCUAAUUGCAAACCCUAGCGUUUCUCACUCUUCCGGCGCCGUUCAUCCCGUCGCCGCGGUUGCUCCGCCGUUUCUCUCAAAGUCGUCGGUAGGUGCCGCCACCGUGCUCGCUCACCGUCGUAGGCGCUCAUGCAGAAAAUUAUAACCAAAUUCAAGAUGUGCAAGGAGCUUGGCAUUCGUGCUGCAAUGCAGUCAAAACCAGAAAACCCCGACGAAGAGGUGCAGAAGGAGGCUGGUGUUAGGAAAUUUCUGGGUAAGGACUUAGCACAGAUGAGCUCACAGGAAUUAUCUGAGCUUGAUGAUAAAUUAAUCAAAGGGCUGUUGUUCAUAAAGGAUACAAAGCUGCAACUGUUGAAGGAUGAAGUGGAAAAAUCAAGAAUGCAGCAACUGCAGGUGGUGCAGAAAAACCAGAUGUUGCUGAGACAGGCAAAUCCAUCUCCUACACUCUAUGAUAAAUAACCCCCUCUAUAUGCUUGGGCUUCCUCAUGAAUUACCGUUUCUUUCACUUGCACAAAUGCAGGUUGAAGAGCUUAAAGGCUCCGUUGCACGAUUGGUUUAUGAUAACACAGUUUUUUUCAUUGUUGUUUAAUUUGGUUUUGUGCUCUGCCUUUGUAUGUAAAUGCAAGAAAAGUUUACCAAUAUAUCUCAUGAAUUAAUUAAAUUGUUUAUUUUGUAGGGUGGUAGGAUCACACAAGAAGAUGUCUAGUGUGAUUACCACAUCUUUCAAGAAAGUGAAGAAUCCAACUGGCUUUAAUUGGAAAUUAACUCCCAACAACAUCAAAAAGUUGUACUUUGAUGAAUUCAAAGUGGAGGUACAAGAAAUUGCUGCAGAGAUGGGCCAAUCUAAUCCUGAUACGCCCGUGGAUAUGAACAAGAUUUAUCUAGAUGUCUUGGGAGGCGGUUUAGAUAAAAAACAAAGAUUGUUCGGCACAAGUAGUCUCGCAUUGACCUUGAAGACCAAUAUAUCGGGAGAGAGUAGUACUUCAGCUAUGUCCGACAUUGACAAAGAGCAGUAUGCCACUCGCCUAGGAGAUGUAGAGGAGCAGCUUCAAGAGGAGCGAGAAAGGACAUCUCGAUUAGAAGAACAGGUUAAAGUUGCAAUGGAGAUUAUCAAGCAGUUGCAAGGGCAAUCAAGCAGUGCCACUAGCCAUCCAGAUCCACCAUCACAUGUUCCAUGAUUAUACAUGUGUUUUGAUUUUGAUAUCGACUAUAUCUAGGUGCUUGAUUUUGAAAUACUUGUUAGAUAUGUAAUUUUUAAACUAUUUUGGUUUGUGACUACUAUUUCUAGGUGUUUGGUUUUGAAAUACUUGUUAGACACGUGAUUUCUAAACUAUCUUGGUUUAUGACUAUUUUGGUUUAUGACUUUGA